UCUCUCUAUGAACUCAACCAGCCACUAGUUAAUCUCUUCGUUUCGUUUGCCAUUUGUACUCGCUCCUUUUUAAGCAUAGGAAACUUUUUACAUAUUUUCUCAGUCGAUUGUCGAUCAAAGAACAGCUCCUCGUUUCUCUGCCAGUCCCCGCGUCAGAAUACUACUCCUGCUCCGGCCUUCUCAAUCCGAAAUAAGAUAUAGCGCCUGCGUUUUGUUAGUAAAAUCCUUUGUCCUUGUCCAAUCUCACCAACAAAACACGGUCGUUAUAUCUCAAUCUGUGUCCCUGUCUUUGUUUUCUCAGCACACGUGAUGGCACCCCCAAACGAUCCCGUCAAUCCAAUCUUCAAUGUCCUGAAAUGCAACAAGGACGACUGGUUUGAUCUCUCGGAUGGCAAGCUUUUGGUUAACAGUGUGCCGCUACUUUUUGAAGUCCCAGGCAACGUCACUCUGAAGAGUUUUUCGUCAAUAUCCAAAUCCCCCUCGUCCUCUUCCGCCGGUGCACCCAGUCCCCUGUAUCAGCGAGUGCUGAAAUCUUCCCACAAGGGUGGCUUCCUGGGUUUUAGUAAGGACCAAGCAUCAUCCUCGGACAGGUUAAUGAACUCCCUAGGCAAGUUCAGUGGCAGGGAUUUCCUCAGCAUUUUCAGGUUCAAGACUUGGUGGUCCACUCAAUGGGUCGGAAGCUCCGGCUCCGACCUGCAGAUGGAAACCCAGUGGGUGCUCUUGGAUGUGCCCGAGAUAAGAUCAUACGUGAUCAUUAUUCCGAUAAUUGAAGGGAAAUUCAGGUCCGCGCUUCACCCAGGAGCUGACGGCCAGGUGAUGAUAUGUGCAGAAAGCGGUUCCACUCAGGUCAAGGCGUGGUCUUUUGACGCCAUCGCUUACGUUCACGCGUCUGAGAAUCCCUACGAGUUGAUGAGAGAGGCUUACGCUGCGGUUCGAGUCCAUCUCAAUACCUUCAAGCUCCUGGAAGAGAAGUCAGUCCCACCCAUCGUCAAUAAAUUCGGAUGGUGCACUUGGGAUGCCUUCUACUUAACCGUAGACCCCGCGGGCGUCUGGCACGGAGUGAAGGAAUUUGCCGACGGAGGACUCUCCCCAAGGUUUGUAAUCAUUGACGACGGCUGGCAAAGUAUCAAUCUGGAUGGCCAGAACCCCCACGAGGAUGCGAAAAAUCUCGUCCUGGGAGGGACUCAAAUGACGGCCAGGCUGCACAGGCUGGACGAAGGUGAGAAAUUCAGGAAGUACAAAGGGGGGUCGAUGUUGGGCGCUAAUCGUCCUCGUUUUGACCCGAAGAAGCCAAAGAAGUUGAUUUCGAAGGCCAUCGAGAUAGAGCAAGCUGAGAAGGCUCGCGACAAGGCUGGGGCCGCUUCUGAGUUAAGGGAAUUGGAGUCUCGUAUGGAGAGAUUGAAGAAUGAGUUGGAGGAGAUGUUCGGGGGAGAGGAGGAGGUGGAGCCGGAGGAGGACAAGAAGUCACGUGGAAGCUGCUGCCGCUGCUCGCGCCGGGAAUCGGAGUCGGAGUCGGAGAAUUUGGGAAUGAAGGCGUUCACGGGGGACUUGAGAUCAUGCUUUAAAGGGUUGGACGACAUCUACGUGUGGCAUGCCCUGUGUGGAGCAUGGGGAGGGGUGAGGCCCGGAACUACCCACAUGGAGUCCAAGGUCAUUCCAUGCAAGACUUCUCCAGGGCUCGAUGGAACCAUGACCGAUCUGGCAGUGGUCAAAAUUGUGGAAGGUGGAAUAGGGCUAGUCCAUCCUGAUCAAGCCCAUGACUUCUACCACUCCAUGUACUCUCACUUGUCCCAAGCUGGAAUAACGGGGGUCAAAGUGGACGUCAUUCACGCGCUGGAAUACGUGUGCGAGGAAUACGGAGGACGGGUAGAACUUGCAAAGGCUUACUAUGACGGAUUGUCGAAGUCACUAGCGAACAACUUCAAUGGCACCGGUCUCAUCUCCAGCAUGCAACAGUGCAACGACUUCUUCUUGCUGGGAACACGUCAGAUAUCCAUCGGAAGAGUCGGGGACGAUUUCUGGUUCCAAGAUCCAAAUGGUGAUCCGAACGGGGCGUACUGGUUACAGGGCGUUCAUAUGAUCCAUUGCGCCUACAACAGCAUGUGGAUGGGUCAGAUGAUACAACCCGACUGGGACAUGUUCCAGUCGGAUCAUCUGUGCGCAAAGUUCCACGCAGGCUCCAGGGCCAUCUGCGGGGGACCCGUUUACGUGAGCGACUCCGUAGGGGGUCAUGAUUUUGACCUCCUAAAGAAGCUGGUCUACCCCGACGGUACCAUUCCCAAGUGCCAACAUUUCGCUCUUCCAACCAGAGACUGCCUCUUCAAGAAUCCACUCUUUGAUGGAAAGACCAUUCUCAAGAUCUGGAACUUCAACAGGUUUGGAGGCGUGAUUGGCGCAUUCAACUGCCAAGGAGCUGGUUGGGACCCCAAAGAACAGAGGAUCAGGGGUCACUCCGAGUGCUACAAGUCCAUGUCCGGUUGGGUUCACGUCGCCGAAAUUGAAUGGGGACAAACCAAGGAAGCCUCCGAAAUGGGCGAGGCACAGGAAUACGCGGUCUACCUAAGCCAGGCCGGGAAAUUAUUCUUGACCAACCCCGCUUCUCCUGCAACUGAAAUCACGAUCGAACCUUCCUCCUUCGAGAUUUACAGCUUCGUUCCCACCAAGGAGCUUGGUCUUGGUCGGGGCGCCAAAUUCGCCCCCAUCGGCCUCGCCGACAUGUUUAACAGCGGAGGGACGGUUCGGGCCCUGGAGCAUAACGACUCGGGCGUCGUCGAUGUUGAAGUUAAGGGCGGAGGGAAUUUCUUAGCCUAUUCUAGUGUGCCGCCGGAGAAGUGUUACUUGAGCGGCGCUGAAACUGGAUUCGAGUGGUCGGGUGAGGAGGGGAAACUUAUGGUCAACGUGGAAUGGAAUGAGGAGGCCAAUGGGAUUUCUCAUCUCACUUUUGUUUAUUGAGUCAAGUCUUAUAUUAUAUUAAUAUUUUCCUGGUACAUAUAUUAGUACUAGACUACUAUUAGCACACUUGUAUGUAAAUUUCCCCACCCCAAGCGAGUACUCUUUAACUCUUUUAACUCUUUAUUUGGUGUCCUGUCCAGCUGGCAAGCUGCAAAUUUGAGCAUCGUAACGCAGUUGCCGGUGCGCUUAAUUAGUAUGUUCAUAUGAAUAAUGAGUAAAGUUUGAGGUUUUUUUUUUUUC
Molecule: messenger RNA, 3192 nt
Organism: Coffea eugenioides
Lineage: Eukaryota; Viridiplantae; Streptophyta; Magnoliopsida; Gentianales; Rubiaceae
Product: stachyose synthase
Exons: 4
Coding region: 310-2952 (880 amino acids)
Source: RefSeq, a predicted model, not a curated record